UAAAAGCCACUUGUGUGGACCUGAAGACUGGCACCACAGCUGCUGCACAGGGACAGACAGGGACAACUAGAUGAAUAAAAAUUAAGAUUUUGCAUAUUUAAAUUUACAACCAAAGCAGCUCUUUUAGCUUGCCUGUUUCCACAAACAAAGGCCUUAUUGAGAGAGAUCAGUAAAAAUGACGAGUCUCCUGUGUGUCUUGAUACUCUCCCUGACCGUGGCAGGCAGCGUGCACAGUGAGGUGACGAGCACUCCCUCCCCGCUACCAGUGAAGGUUUUCACUGAUUUAGGCUCCAGUGUCACCUUACCCUGCUGGCACCAGGCCAACUCAGACCUGGCUGCCUUUGGUAACUUUGGAAUUCGAGUCAAAUGGACCAAACUAUCAGAGGAUGGAGCUCUGAAUGAGGAUGUGUUGGUUUCCAUGGGAUCCUUAAGAAGACUACGGCACAUUAAGGACCGUGUCUUUCUUCAAGAGGUUGAGAGCGAAGACGCCUCAUUAAUGAUAACUGACAUCUCAAUGGACGACAUGGGGACAUACCAGUGUGAGGUCAUCAAUGGCAUGGAAGAUAGCAUCCAAGAGGUUACCUUAGAGGUGGCAAAGUGCGUCAACAGAGGUAUUGUGUUCCCAUAUUUUCCUCGCUUGGGCCGUUACAAUAUGAACUUCCAUCAUGCUGUGCAGGCCUGUGUAGACCAGGAUGCAGUGGUGGCCUCCUUUGAUCAGCUUUUAGAGUCCUGGAAGAACGGCCUGAACUGGUGUAAUGCUGGAUGGCUGAAUGAUGGCACAGUGCAGUAUCCUAUCACCAAACCCAGACAGCCUUGUGGAGGGUCCAACAUUGGUCCUGGUCUGAGAAACUAUGGCCAGCGUGACAAGAACAUGAGCCACUUUGAUGUGUUUUGCUAUGCUUCUGUGCUCAAAGGUCAUUUCUAUUGGCUGGUCCAGCCUCAAAGGCUGAAUUAUGAUGAGGCUGUACAGGCCUGCAAAGACGAUGGUGCAGAGAUCGCCAAGGUAGCGCACAUUUUCGCUGCCUGGAAGCUUGAGGGCUAUGAUCGGUGUGAUGCAGGCUGGUUGGCAGAUGGUAGCGUCCGUUACCCUAUCUCCAGGCCGCGUAAAAACUGCAGCCCGACAGAAGCUGCUGUGCGCUUUGUUGGAUUCCCCAACAAGAAGCAAAAGCUCUACGGUGUCUACUGCUACAAGGCCCAGCAGUGAAGGACGCAAGAGGAGGAAAGGAGUCAUAAGCAC
Molecule: messenger RNA, 1237 nt
Organism: Thalassophryne amazonica
Lineage: Eukaryota; Metazoa; Chordata; Actinopteri; Batrachoidiformes; Batrachoididae
Product: hyaluronan and proteoglycan link protein 1-like
Exons: 4
Coding region: 176-1204 (342 amino acids)
Biological process (GO): cell adhesion
Molecular function (GO): hyaluronic acid binding
Source: RefSeq, a predicted model, not a curated record